AUGAGAAAAACCUUAGUAAUAUUGAUAAUUGCUUCUGCACUUUUAGUAUCUUUUGUAGAGUCUAAAAAGUAAAUUAGAAAAUAAAAAUACGAAGAAGUCAGAUAGAUGCCACUUUUAAAUCAAAGUUAAUUAGAAUCAUCUUCAAUUUCAGUUACCUUUUACAAUGCUUACAAUGAUGAUUGUUUUAGUGCUUGCGAAACUGUUCAUGGUAACAGUCUAUAUUACUACUAAUAUCAAUUAUAUAUGUGCUGUCAUAUAGGACUUACUAAUCCUUACUACGAUUGGUAUUAUAUGGAAUGCUAUCCUUAAGUCCUUAAAUGCAAAGGAGAUUAUUGA
This is a messenger RNA of Tetrahymena thermophila SB210, 336 nucleotides long. Its product is annotated as transmembrane protein, putative. NCBI's taxonomy places the organism in Eukaryota, Ciliophora, Oligohymenophorea, Hymenostomatida, Tetrahymenidae. The transcript has a single exon. The record is from RefSeq and is a predicted model, not a curated record.